Molecule: messenger RNA, 789 nt
Organism: Aspergillus terreus NIH2624
Lineage: Eukaryota; Fungi; Ascomycota; Eurotiomycetes; Eurotiales; Aspergillaceae
Exons: 1
Coding region: 1-789 (262 amino acids)
Source: RefSeq, a predicted model, not a curated record
AUGUCUCUCAAUCCAUCCAACAAACCCGUCCUCGCCGUGAUAGGCGUCGGGCCCGGCAUCGGCGAAGCCGUAUCCCGCCACUUCGCCGCGCGCGACUUCACCGUCGCGCUGAUCGCCCGCACAGAGACCAAGCUGCAGCAAAUCCAGUCCGCCAUCAACGACGCUCACGGCGCCCACACAGCCCGCUACUACGUCACCGACGUCCGCGACGAGCAGCAGGUGACAGCGACCUUUGCUGCGAUCAAAGCCGAGCUCGGCCCCGUGCACGUGCUCAUCUACAACGCGGGCUCGCGGCGUCUGCGCCCGCGCACGAUCCUCGAGACGCCCUCGGACGAGUUCGAGAGCUUCGUCCGCAUUAACAUGUUCGGCGCGUUCUACGCGGCCAAGUGCGUGCUGCCGGAUAUGCUGGCUGCCGGCGCCGGCACGAUCAUCUUCACCGGCGCGACGGGGUCGGUCCGCGGGAGUCCGGGGUUGGGCGGGUUUUCGCCGGGGAAGUUUGGGCUGCGUGCGCUGUCGCAGGUGAUUACGAGGGAGUUUCAGAGUAAGGGCGUGCACGCGGCGCAUGUGCUGGUGGAUGGGCCGGUGCAGAGUGAUAUUAUCGGGGGGUUUGUGAAGAGUCGGUGGGAGAGGGAGGGGGAGACGGAGAAGCUGGCGCAGAUGGAGAGGUAUCUUAUGCAGCCGAAGGAUCUGGCGGAGAUUUAUUGGUUUCUGUAUAAGCAGCCUAGGAGUACGUGGACGCAGGAGUUGGAUGUGAGGGCGGAGAGGGAGAGUAUGUUUUCGAAGUUGUAG